AUGAAUUCAGAUCUUGACGGCCGAGUCCUGGUUGUAGCAAAUCGGCUACCUAUUACUACAACGGUCCACGAUGAUGGCACCAUUGAUUACAGCAUGGCUACUGGAGGCUUGGUAUCCGGACUGAGAAGUCUGGCCAAGGCCGUGGAUUUCAAAUGGUUCGGCUGGCCGGGUGUUGACAUCCAUCGUAACGACAAGGACGGCGUCAGGCAGGAGCUGCGUGAUCAGUUCAACGCCGUGCCGAUUUUCCUCACCGAGAACCUUGCACAGAGGCAUUACAAUGGAUUCUGCAACUCUGUCCUGUGGCCUCUCAUGCACCGAAUGCCCGACAAAGUCAGCUCAGACUUUGAGGACGCCUGGGCCACCGCUUAUCGAGAAGUGAACGAGAUAUUCGCGGACAACAUUGUCCCUUUGGUGGAAGAUGGAGACUUGAUUUGGAUACACGAUUACCACCUCCUGCUCCUUCCUGGGAUCUUACGAGAUCGCUUGCACAAAAAGAAGGGCCUGAGGAUUGGGUUCUUUCUCCACACACCGUUCCCCAGCGAGGAUUACUUCACCAUCCUGCCGUUCCGGGAGAGCAUUUGUCGUAGUCUGCUUCUCUGUGAUGUGGUGGGAUUUCAUACCGAUCAAUAUGCCAGAGAUUUUUUGGACAGUGCAAGAAUCGUCCUUGAGGGCGUCUCCAAUUCGUUGAGCGAUUUACACUGGAACGGUCGGAGAGUCGUCGUCCACGGAUUUCCCAUUGGAAUCGAACCGCAAGACUUCAAGCAGCGGAUACGUACGGGGGCGGUGCAGCGAGAGAUUGGGAAGCUCGAAGGUGAAUUUCGCGACCAGAAGAUACUUGUCGGGGUCGAUCGCUUGGACUACAUCAAGGGCAUCUCGCUGAAGCUGAAAGCCUUUGACCGAUUCCUGACAGAUCAUCCAGAGUGGGUGGGCAAGGUGACCAUGAUUCAGUUGGCCAUACCGACGCGAGCGGAGGUCGUCACGUACCAAAAGUUGAGAGAAGAAGUCGAACGGCUCAUUGGCCAUGUCAACGGGAAGCACGGAACCUUCUCCCACACCCCGAUUCACUACCUCUACAGAUCCGUGUCGCCAGAACAACUGUGCGCCUUGUAUGCCGCUUCGGACGUGUGCAUCAUCGCCUCGGUCCGCGAUGGGUUGAACAUGGUGAGUUACGAAUACGCCGCUUGCCAGGAGCAACGGAAGGGGGUGUUGAUGAUGUCGCACUACGCGGGUGCCGUUAAGACGCUGCCCGAGUGCGUGGUCUUCAACCCAUGGGAUACACCUCGGUUCGCGGAAAGGAUCAAUCAAGUGUUGAACAUGCCGAUGGAAGAGCGCGAGAGACGACAUGGCGAGAUCAUCAAAGUGGUGGAUAAAUGGACAAGUGUCAAUUGGGGCACCUCGUUCCUGAAUACCAUGAUCACCAUGGAAAUUCCACCAGAAGAUGCUCUCCCAGACCAAGACGCCGGUCCCCAACUCGGAUGUGACGGACAUCGAAGCUAA
This is a messenger RNA of Rhinocladiella mackenziei CBS 650.93, 1497 nucleotides long. RefSeq names its product alpha,alpha-trehalose-phosphate synthase (UDP-forming). Gene Ontology annotation, molecular function: catalytic activity. The record is from RefSeq and is a predicted model, not a curated record. The coding region runs from base 1 to 1497 and encodes 498 amino acids. Gene Ontology annotation, biological process: cellular response to heat; trehalose biosynthetic process. Lineage: Eukaryota; Fungi; Ascomycota; Eurotiomycetes; Chaetothyriales; Herpotrichiellaceae. The transcript is spliced from 5 exons. Gene Ontology annotation, cellular component: cytosol; alpha,alpha-trehalose-phosphate synthase complex (UDP-forming).